Penicillium subrubescens is the source of this 828-nucleotide messenger RNA. RefSeq names its product OPA3 family protein. Bases 1 to 828 code for a protein of 275 amino acids. The transcript has 2 exons. Gene Ontology annotation, cellular component: mitochondrion. Gene Ontology annotation, biological process: regulation of lipid metabolic process. The record is from RefSeq and is a predicted model, not a curated record. NCBI's taxonomy places the organism in Eukaryota, Fungi, Ascomycota, Eurotiomycetes, Eurotiales, Aspergillaceae.
AUGUCGUUGACACUCAAGCUCUCCUCCCUUGCGAUUCGCACUCUGUCCAAGCCCAUUGCCAACCAAAUUAAGGCACAGGCUCGCGAACAUGAGCGCUUCCGCAACAUUUGUGUCUCAAUGGCACAGGCCCUCCACCGAUUCGACAUGCGCCUCCGUCUAGGAUCCAUUCGCGAUAACACCGCAACCCGCAAACAAGCCGAGGCUGCGGCCGAAGCUAAGAAGCACAUCCCCACCUCGCCAACGGUCAAAACAGAGGCUGCGACAAAGGCGGAGGACGAAGCUGUGUUGAAAGCCAAAGCAGCAGCGGAAGAAGCGGCUAAACCUCACCAUUACCGGAUUCGACCUCUGUCCGAAUCGAAAGCUAUCGAGUCUGGCGCAAACUUCAUCAGCGAAUCCUUCCUCUUUAUGGUCGCAGGCGGGUUGAUCUUAUUCGAGUCAUGGCGCUCUCGUCGCAAGGAGGGUACACGCAGAGAGGGUGUUGAGGAUCGACUGGCUGAGCUUGAACAAACCAACAAGACUUCGCGGGAAGCCUUGAUAGCCCUGGAGAAGGAACUGCUGGCUCUCAAAGCCAAGCAUGGAGAGCUGCCUAAGGGGACACACCGCAUCCUGCCCCGAGAAGUGUGGGAAGUUGUUCCUGAGGUCGAGGAGCCUGAAGUUGAAGAGACUUGGUGGACAAGUAUCACAUCCUACAUUCCGAGCUUCGGCCAAUGGUCUCAAAAUUCGACUUUGUCUCCUGCAGAGCCAGCGCCCGAGACAAAAGAAACCAAGCCCGCAGCCGACAAACCCACCGUGCCAGUGCAAACAGUGAAACCGAAUGGAAAAUCCUAG